AUGCAUGCAGGACAAGUUAACUUCCUUCGAAAAGCGGAGCUUGAGCCAGGAACGGCUUAUAGGUUCAGAAUCGCUGGUAUCAAUUCAAUUGGACGAGGACCGUGGAGCGAAAUCUCUGCGUUUAAGACCUGCCUUCCUGGUUUCCCAGGUGCUCCCUCUUCUAUCAAAAUAACAAAAGGACAAGAUGGCGCUCAGCUGACAUGGGAACCUCCACAAAAUGUAGCAGGUAGAAUUUCCGAAUAUAGUGUCUAUCUGGCUGUUCGCAACACCUCAGGAGCAAGUGACAACCAGUUGGCAUUUAUGAGGCGAGUUGUGGUUUCAUUGCAAUGCUCGGCCUACCGGAUUGCGAGGCUUAUUUGCAGGGUAUAUGUUGGAGUUGAUCCGGAGUGUAUCGUCAACCAAUCUAGUCUGGCUGCAGCGUUUGUUGAUCAAAGCGCGAAGCCUGCUAUCAUCUUCAGGAUAGCUGCAAGGAACGAAAAGGGCUAUGGGCCUGCUACCCAAGUACGGUGGCUACAGGAUCAGAAACCGGUUAUGGCUCCGACAAUUGCCGCAUCCAAUGCUGCAGCACGAUACCCUGUUGGCUAUUAUUCUCAGCCGAAACGACAUCGUUUGGAUCAAUUAUGA
Molecule: messenger RNA, 624 nt
Organism: Ostertagia ostertagi
Lineage: Eukaryota; Metazoa; Nematoda; Chromadorea; Rhabditida; Trichostrongylidae
Source: the annotation of a GenBank genome assembly